GCAGCUUCGGUCAGGGAAACAUCGUCGGACUCUGCGAAGGCAUGGCAUCCGGCCCCGAAACGCAGACUCCACGGGGCAAGCAGAGGGACCUGCACCCAGAGGCUGCAGGAAUGCUUUAACACGUUCCCGUACACUCGCUCUGUUGAAAGGCUCCUGCUUUCCCUUUUUCAAGUGACGUGACACGGGGUCAAUCCAUCUCUCAGGGCAGCCCAUCUGAAGUGGAUCAUGCCCCCUAGAUAGCGUCCUCGUCCUCCUCUCCACUCCCCCGCCCCUUGGCCCCUUCCUCUACCUCCGUGGGUCGAUCAUUGCCACCUGUGUCACCACAGCCGCGCCAUGCCCCCCAGGAAGAGGACGCGGCCGGGCCUGGGCUUCCUGUGCUGCUUCGGCAGCAGUGAGCCUCCGGAGAUCAACCUGAAGGACAGCGUGCCCCUGCAGCUGCUGGAGUUCAGCGCCCCCAUGCCGCCCGCCGAGGAGCUGCAUGCUCGUUUCUCCGAACUGGUGGACGAACUGGACCUGACGGACAAGAACAGGGAGGCCAUGUUCGCGCUGCCCGAUGAGAAGAAAUGGCAGAUCUUCUGCAGCAAGAAGAAGGAGCAAGAGGACCCCAACAAGCUGGCCACCAGCUGGCCCGACUACUACAUCGACCGCAUCAACUCCAUGGCUGCUAUGCAGACCCUGUUUGCCUUCGAUGAGGAGGAAAUGGAAAUGAGGAACAAGGUGGUGGAAGAUCUGAAGACCGCACUUCGGACUCAGCCGAUGAGGUUCGUCACGCGCUUCAUCGAGCUCGACGGCCUCACCUGCCUCCUCAACUUCCUGCGCAGCAUGGACUACGAGACAUCAGAGAGCCGCGUGCACACCUCCGUCAUCGGCUGCAUCAAGGCGCUGAUGAACAACUCGCAGGGCCGCGCCCACGUCCUCGCCCACCCGCAGAGCAUCAACACCAUCUCGCAGAGCCUGCGGACGGAGAACAUCAAGACCAAAGUGGCGGUGCUGGAGAUCCUCGGGGCAGUGUGCCUGGUGCCCGACGGCCACAAGAAGGUGCUGCAGGCCAUGGCGCACUACCAGAAGUACGCCGCGGAGAGGACUCGCUUCCAGACGCUGCUCAACGAGCUGGACAAGAACACGGGCCGCUACAGAGACGAGGUCAACUUAAAGACGGCCAUCAUGUCCUUCAUCAACGCCGUGCUCAACGCCGGAGCCGGAGAGGACAACCUGGAGUUCCGCCUCCACCUGAGGUACGAGUUCCUGAUGUUGGGCAUCCAGCCGGUCAUCGACAAGCUCCGGGAGCACGAGAACGCCACUCUGGACAGGCACCUGGACUUCUUUGAGAUGGUGCGCAACGAGGACGACUCCGAGCUGGCCAAGAGGUUUGACGCGACCCACGUAGACACCAAGAGCGCCGGUGCCAUGUUCGAGCUGAUCAAGAAGAAGCUGAGCCACACGGACGCCUACCCCAACCUCAUCUCCAUCCUCCAGCACUGCCUGCAGAUGCCCUACAAGCGAGGCGGUGGCAGCCUGCAGCACUGGCAGCUCUUAGACCGCAUCCUCCAGCAGCUGGUCCUCCAGGACGACAAGGGAGAGGACCCCGACGCCGCCCCCCUGGACAACUUCAGUGUUAAGAACAUCGUCCGCAUGUUGGUCAACGAGAACGAGGUGAAGCAGUGGAGGGACCAGGCAGAGAAGUUCAGGAAAGACCACAUGGAGCUGAUGGGUAAACUAGAGCGGAAGGAGCGCGAGUGCGAGACCAAGACCACGGAGAAGGAGGACAUGAUGAAGACUUUGAACAAGAUGAAGGACAAACUCCAGCGAGAGGGAGUGGAGCUGCGCUCGGCCAGGGAGCAGGUCCAGGACCUGUCCUCGCGCAUCAAUGACGUCUCUGGCGUCAGCGUGUCUUUCCCGCCUCCUCCUCCUACUCCCGGCGGCCCCGCGGCUCCGCCUCCACCGCCUAUGAUGGGGGGCUUUCCUCCGCCUCCUCCUCCUCCACUACCGUUCGGCUGCCCGCCCCCUCCGCCGCCUCCCCCCCCACCGGGCGCACCGCCCCCCCCACCGGGCGCCCCUCCGAUGUUCGGAGUCCCGCCUCCUCCCUUUCUCUCGUCAUUCAACUCGGCGGCCGGCAUGCGCUCCAAGUCCAUCCCCCAGCCGUCGCAUCCCCUCAAGUCCUUCAACUGGGCCAAACUAGGAGAGAAUGUGAUUCACGGCACCAUCUGGAACGACAUCGACGACCUGAGAGCUUUCAAGAUUCUUGACCUGAAGGACAUCGAGAAGAUGUUUUCAGCCUAUCAGAGACAGCAGGACCUGCUCACUAACCAAUCCUUCAAACAGAAGGAGACAGGCUCAAUGGACGACAUCUACGUGAGCACGCGGAAGGUCAAGGAGCUGUCGGUGAUCGACGGCAGACGUGCGCAGAACUGCGUCAUCCUCCUCUCAAAGUUAAAAAUGAGCAAUGAGGAGAUCAAGAGAGCCAUCCUGGAGAUGGACGAGAGGGAGGAGCUGGCCAAAGACAUGCUGGAGCAGCUGUUGAAGUUCAUCCCAGAGAAAAGUGACAUUGACCUGUUGGAGGAGCACAAACAUGAGCUGGAGAGGAUGGCCCGGGCGGACCGCUUCCUGUUUGAGAUGAGCAGAAUCGACCACUACCAGCAGAGACUGCAGGCUCUGUUCUUCAAGAAGAAGUUUGCAGAGCGAUUAGCGGAGACCAAGCCGAAGGUCGAAGCCCUCCUGAAUGCGUCCAGGGAGGUGGUCCGGAGCAAGAGGCUGACUCAGAUCCUGGAGGUGGUGCUGGCCUUCGGCAACUUCAUGAACAAGGGCCAGCGGGGCAACGCCUACGGCUUCAAGGUCUCCAGCCUCAACAAGAUCGCCGACACCAAGUCCAGCAUCGACCGGAACAUCACCAUGUUGCACUACCUGAUCAUGAUCGUGGAGAAGAACUACAACGACACGCUGCUCAUCCAUGACGACCUCAGCAGCGUGCCGGAGGCGGCCAAAGUCAAUUUGUCGGAGUUGGAAAAAGAGGUGAACACGAUGAAAAGUGGACUGAAGGCUUUAGAGGCGGAGCUGCAGUACCAGCAGAGCCGGACGCGGGAGCGCGGGGACAAGUUUGUGGCGGUGAUCAGCGACUUCAUCACUGUGGCCGGCUUCAGCUUCAGCGAGCUGGAGGACCAGCUGGGCGAGGCCAAGGACCAGUUCACCAAGUCUCUGAAGCACUUCGGGGAGGAGGAGGGGAGGAUGCAGCCCGACGAGUUCUUCGGGAUCUUCGACACCUUCCUGCAGUCGUUCAGCGAAGCGCGGCAAGACCUGGAGAACAUGCAGCGGCGUAAAGACGAGGAGGAGAGGAGGAGCCGCAUGGAGGCCAUGCUCAAGGAGCAGCGCGAGCGGGAGCGGCGGGCGAAGAGGAGCGGCGCCUCGGACGAGGUCGGCGGGGAGUUUGACGACCUGGUGUCGGCGCUGCGCUCCGGCGAGGUCUUCGACAAGGACCUGAACAAAUUCAAGCGGAACCGCAAGCGCUCCGUCAACCAGCUGGUGGAGGGCGGCGGCCGAGAGCGCGCCGUCACCAAGGUCGACUACUAGGUCGGGGAAAAGGAAGGAGAAGAAGUGAAACGCUAGACACUUGACCUCCUCACACCUUGAGGUCGUCGAGCGGUGGCCGUCGACGUGGGCGGGACCAGCAGAGAGGCGUGUGGACGCCACGCCGUCAUGAACGAUGCCCUCCUCUGAUUGGUCUUGCGAAGCUGACCCCGCCCCUGGGGGGCUCUGAGCCGGGCACAAAGGACCACUGUGACACAUUAGCCCCGCCUCUUUACACCGUAACCUCCUAACACUGUGCUCGACCCCGUUUUUUGCUGCUCCUCCUCCUCCCUCACAAGCCCCUCCCUCUUCCUCCUUAAAGCUUCCACCUGGCUCUGAACCACACGGGCCUCUUGAGGGGCUUCAUCGGCGCUCGCUCCAAGUGUCCCACGGAGACCGGACUCACGGGAAAGAAAAGGGAGGCGCAGUCGGCAGAUACCCAGAAUGCUUUGCCGGGGGCCACACGGCGUUCCACGGGAGGACGGCACGCACAGAACCAGUGGUCCAGAGGACCCGACUCGUCUCUUGGGAAACCCCGCCGGACGCCACGAUGCCGGUACCACAGCGGGUCGAGGCCCGCUGACGGGUUCCGCUCCGCUCGGGCGCGGAACCAGUGCCAAAGCAACGAAAGGACAAAUGUAUUAAUAUGGAAACAUGCUGCGAUAAGGCGUUGAUAUAUAUAUAUUUAUAUUUAGAUGCAGACAAGCUAAUUGUAAAGACGUAGAGUUUUCUUUUUUUAAAUGUUUUCGUGGCGUUUGGGGGUUUUGUACACGCCGUGCGUUUCUCCGUCGGCGUUGAAGUAAUUUUCUAAACAUUUUGCGCUUUAUGUAAAAAAAAAAAAAAAAACUAACAAAAACUAAACUAUAACCGCUCGUCCUUUCCACACCUGAACCUCUCGCCUGCGGCCGACCUCGUGGACCUCGCCGACCUCGCGGCGGUGACGCUCAACGGGAUGUUGGGGAGCACUUCUCAUUGGGCCUCUGGUGGUCCCGCCUCCUCUAUCCACCAGAUGGAGCCCCCCAAGUGGAGGAUUUCUAGUUGAACUCGUGCCCCAUGCGGCUCACCAAAGGGGGUUCCUGCGUGUGGUUUUUAUUUAAUUUUUUUAUUUUGGUUGGCAUGGUGAUACAUGGGACUCCGCCCCGUUGUGAGUGUGAGCCUCAGAGAGCAUCAUGGGAAACGAUCCUCACUUCCAUAUUUCCUCCUACCCUAGGUCACUUUCUCUUUUGAAAGACACAAUGUAGUAUAUGAUUUUUAUUUAUUGAUGCAUGUCUGGAGCCUCGGCAUGUUGGACAUGCUCUCGACAAAGAGGGGCCUCUGAUCCCGGGGCCCGCUGCAGUGGAAGCAACAAGAAUCGUAUGAACGUACAAGGCCAAUGAAGUCUAUAUGAAAAAUAGAUUUUGUUGUUUCGAAAAAAAAAUGAAGAAUAAACGUCGACUGUCAUUCCAUCUGCGUCGCCGGUUGCUGUCGGACAGGACGGAGCCGUGUGGGAGCUCGCCGGCGGGAAAAGGAGACUUCAGAGAAGCGGGACAACAUCCUCCGUUAAAUCUCGUUUCAGCUCGAGUCUUCCAGGGAGGAGAGGGAAGUGGUUGUUCCCAUGGUAACGGUCCCGGUGGAAACACGAGGAGAAAGACCCUUCCUAUAUAUUUAGUUUCCAGACGGACUCGGCGCCCCACAGCGGUGUGGUUCUGGUUCUCACACAUGUACCAUUCCGGUUUUAGCCUGUUUGUACCUGGCUUCUUAAACAGAAACCUGCUCAGCGUUUUGCAGGAGAAACGCGGCCCGCGACUAUCUGGCGCCCCCUGGUGGCUUCAGAUGGCGCACGCCGCGUUCCUCCAAGUCGGCCACUACCUAUGUCUGCUAUUGGGUUUCUGAGCCCUCACGAGGCUCCGGCUCCAGAGCUUUGGCCCCGUGCCGUGGGCCAGACACGGGGCCAAAUCGUCAGUAUUAUCACAUGUUUGGAUGUUUAUGUCGGCCAUUGACUGGCUGGUUCGCGGAGUGUACAGGUGGAAGUCAAGAGGGGAGAAAUGAGUAGCUUGUUCGAUGCACUUUUAUUAUUGGACAUUUCCAUUUGCGGCGCCACUGCGAGGGUCUCGACCCCCCCCCCCCCAAAAAAACCACGUCGUGAAGGAGAAAGAGGGCGGGACCGGCUGAGGUUGGGACACGUGUCCAGUCUGUUGGACUCGUAGGGACGCUCCUGUCACCUGCUUCUAGGAGGGGGGCGGGGUUUUCCACAUUGGUGUCCCAUCAUGCACUUGGCGUGGACCUGCAUGCCUGAGAGAAGCUGCAUCCGGGUCUCGGAGGGUGUGUAAGUGCGAAGGAGUCAGUAUUUUUAUGGUUGGAAAACAAGAUAAGAGUAUCCGCCACCGAAAGAUGUACAGUUGAAUUUAAAAAAAGAAGCAUUUUGUACACCAUUCUUGAUGUUUGAGAUAUGAUUUUAAAAAACGAUUCAAACAUUGAGGAAUGUUCCAUUUUCCUGUAAAUUGUACCUCUAUUUAUUUGCCUUAUUUAGUUUGCUAUAUUUUGUAUGUACACAUAGCAUUACAACAAGAUGUUAUAUUAAAAAUAUGAAUAAUUAAA
This is a messenger RNA of Pseudoliparis swirei, 6138 nucleotides long. RefSeq names its product dishevelled associated activator of morphogenesis 2 (gene daam2). Gene Ontology annotation, biological process: actin cytoskeleton organization; positive regulation of canonical Wnt signaling pathway; negative regulation of oligodendrocyte differentiation. NCBI's taxonomy places the organism in Eukaryota, Metazoa, Chordata, Actinopteri, Perciformes, Liparidae. The transcript has 26 exons. Bases 334 to 3564 code for a protein of 1076 amino acids. The record is from RefSeq and is a predicted model, not a curated record. Gene Ontology annotation, molecular function: small GTPase binding; actin binding.